This is a messenger RNA of Strongyloides ratti, 2664 nucleotides long. RefSeq names its product Neutral alpha-glucosidase AB. The record is from RefSeq and is a predicted model, not a curated record. Gene Ontology annotation, molecular function: alpha-glucosidase activity; carbohydrate binding. Lineage: Eukaryota; Metazoa; Nematoda; Chromadorea; Rhabditida; Strongyloididae. The transcript has a single exon. Gene Ontology annotation, biological process: carbohydrate metabolic process; N-glycan processing. Bases 1 to 2664 code for a protein of 887 amino acids.
AUGAUGUGGCAAUCAUUAUUUCUACUGAUCUCGCUGGCAUUUUUAAGAAUAUUUAGUGUUGAUAAAAGCAAUUUUAAAACAUGUGAACAAUCUGGAUUUUGUAAACGUCAACGUGCUUUCCAAUCAUCUCCAGAUUAUUCUGUCGAUCCUUCAUCAUUUUCCAUAACACCUACAACCUUUGAAGCUGUUGCUGUUUCAAAUCAAAAUAGAUUAAAGGUUAAAAUUGUUGGUCUAAAUGAUUCUAGGUUACGUAUUGUAAUUGAUGAAGAGAAUGGAUUACGUAAAAGAUUCUCACCAACAAUUGCAUUAAAUGGUGAACCUCAAGAGGAUAACUUAAAAGAUAUAAAAAAAGAGGCUUCUUUUACAUCAUUUAGUAUUAGUAAUGACAUUUAUCUUCAGUUACAUUAUAAACCAUUUAAACUUGAAAUAAAAAAAAAAGAUGAAACUCUUGUUUCUAUUAAUUCUGAUAAUCUUUUGAAAUAUGAACAUUUCCGUGAAAAGAAAAAUGAUGGAAAGGAUGAUGGUGAAAAUUUUUGGGAAGAAGAUUUUAAAGGGCAUCAUGAUAGUAAACCACAUGGUAGUAGUAGUGUUGGUGUGGAUAUUAAUUUUCAUAAUUUCAAAUAUAUUUAUGGAUUACCAGAACAUACAGAUAACUUAGUUUUACAAAACACAAAAUCUGGUGAACCUUAUAGAUUAUAUAAUUUAGAUGUUUUUGAAUAUGAAGUUAACAGUAGAAUGGCUUUAUAUGGUGCUGUUCCUUAUGUUAUGGCUCAUGGAAAGGAUCAUUCUGUAUCUGUUCUUUGGCUUAAUGCUGCUGAAACAUGGAUUGACAUAGAAAAUGAUUAUCGUGGUAUGAUAAAAACUCACUUCAUGUCAGAGUCUGGUCUUAUUGACAUUUUUAUUAUGUUAGGACCAACACCAAAUGAUUUAUAUAGACAAUAUUCAUCAUUAACUGGAACUUAUCCAUUACCACCAUUGUUUUCAAUUGCAUAUCAUCAGUGCCGUUGGAAUUAUAAUGAUGAAGAUGAUAUUAAACAGGUAAAUGCUGGUUUUGAUAAAUAUGAUAUACCAGUAGAUGUUUUAUGGCUUGACAUUGAACAUACAGAUGGAAAGAAAUAUUUUACUUGGGAUAAUAGUAAAUUUCCAAAUCCUCUUGAAAUGGUUAAAGAUUUAACUAAAAAGGGUCGUAAACUUGUUAAUAUUGUUGAUCCACAUAUUAAAAAAGAUGAUAAUUAUUAUGUUUAUAAUGAAGCAGAGAAAAAUGGAUAUUUCGUAAAAAACGUUAAUGGUGAAGGAAGUUAUCAAGGACAUUGCUGGCCAGGUGCUUCUAUGUAUCCUGAUUUUUUAAAUCCUGAUGUAAGAAAGUGGUGGAGUGGUUUAUAUUCAUUUGACAAAUAUGAAUUAUCUAAUAACGAUAUAAUGAUUUGGAAUGACAUGAAUGAACCUUCUGUUUUUAAUGGUCCUGAAGUUACAAUGCCAAAAGAUAUUAAACAUUUUGGAGAUUUUGAACAUCGUGAUAUUCACAAUAUUUAUGGAUUGCUUCAUCAUUCUGCUUCUUAUCAAGGUAUUAUUGAUCGUUCCAAUGGUAAAUAUCGUCCAUUCCUUCUUACAAGAUCUUUCUUUGCUGGAUCACAAAGAUCUGCUGCUGUAUGGACUGGUGAUAAUGCAGCUGAAUGGGGGCAUCUUAAAGCGACAGUUCCUAUGCUUCUCUCUCUUUCUAUUUCUGGUAUUCCACAUGUUGGUGCCGAUGUUGGAGGAUUCUUUAAAAAUGUUGAUGAUGAGUUAUUAAUUCGUUUCUAUCAAAUGGGAGCUUUUUCACCAUUCUUCAGAGCACAUGCUCAUAUUGAUACCAAACGUAGAGAACCAUGGUUGUUCCAAGAUGCCACCAGAAAUGCUAUUCGUUCAGCUGUUAUGCAAAGAUACUUCUUCUUACCUUACUGGUAUACUUUAUUUUAUGAACAUGGAUUAAAUGGAAAACCAAUUAUGCGUCCAUUAUUUUCAGAAUUUCCAACUGAUGAACAAUGUUACGAUGAAGAGAGAGAAUUUAUGAUAGGAAAUAGUUUACUUGUUCGCCCUGUAACAGAACCAGGAGUAGAUCAAGUAUCUCUUUAUUUACCUGGAAGAAAUCAAAUUUGGUAUGAAUGGGAUAACCAUAAAAUUCGUCCUGCACCAGGUGCUGUUUAUACUGAAACUCCUAUUGACAGAAUUCCAGUUUUCCAAAGAGGUGGUACAAUUGUUCCUGCUAAAAACCGUCUUAGAAGAUCCUCCAAACUUAUGCAAAAUGAUCCAAUUACAUUGUAUAUUGCUAAUGACCUUGCUAAUACAUUUGCCAAUGGAACAAUUUACCUUGAUGAUGGAGAAACAUUUAAUUAUAAAAAAGGAGAUUACUUAUAUUGGGGAUUCACUUAUAAAAAGAAGUCUGAUCAUCUUUUUACUAUUACUUCAAAAUCUCUAGAUCCUAAGGGAACUUAUGAUCCUGACGUUUAUAUUGAAAAGAUAGUUAUUCGUGGUGUUAGAUACUAUCCAACUUCUGUUCAUGUUUAUUUGGAUGAUUUUUCACCUGAAGAUGUUGAAUUUGAACAUAUUCGUGACGAUGGUUUGCUUGUUAUUAAAAAACCUGGUUGCUUUGUUUCAAGAGAAUUUAGAAUCGAUAUUCACACAUAA